Xiphophorus hellerii (green swordtail) is the source of this 1583-nucleotide messenger RNA. It is a transcript of the gene tnfaip8l3, whose product is annotated as tumor necrosis factor, alpha-induced protein 8-like 3. The transcript is spliced from 2 exons. Bases 434 to 1042 code for a protein of 202 amino acids. The record is from RefSeq and is a predicted model, not a curated record. NCBI's taxonomy places the organism in Eukaryota, Metazoa, Chordata, Actinopteri, Cyprinodontiformes, Poeciliidae. Gene Ontology annotation, cellular component: cytoplasm. Gene Ontology annotation, biological process: regulation of apoptotic process.
AGUAGAGGGAGAAGAGUGUCACAGCAAUGAGGAGGAGGAGGAGGAGGGACAGAGUAGCAGGAAAAAGGCAGGGAGAAACGCAGAGGGGGACGGACUGCGAGUAAGCGAAGGGGAGGGAGCACCAGAGACGGGAAAGUAGAUGAGAUGGAGAAGUAAAGAGGGAAAGUGAGGGAGCGCAACAAAACCCAAGAGGACAGACAGCUCAGCAAACCACCAGCUUUCCUCUCACAACUACAAAGAUCCAGGCAGAGGGAGAAAGCUGAGCUCGUUAAGAGGGAGAGAAUAAAACACCAGAAGUUGCUUUUUUUUUUUUUUCAUGUCUCCUUUUUUCCCACUUGGUUAAGAAUCGCACUCUUCUCUGAGAAGGAAAGAGACAAAGGACGGGAGAGGACUAAAAGAGUUUCUGCAGCCUCCGCUUGUCCUAAAGGGGAAGAUGGAUUCAGACUCUGGAGAGCAAAGUGACGGAGACAUCUCAGCAGGACAGGAGAGCUUUAACUCUCGCUCCCUGGCCAUGCAAGCCCAAAAGAAGAUCCUGAGCAAAAUGGCGACCAUGGCGGUGGCCAACAUGCUUACAGACGACACCAGCAGUGAGAUCCUGGACGAGCUUUACAAAGCGACCCGGGAGUUCACCAAGAGCAAGAAAGAAGCGCACAAGAUCAUCAAGGACGUGAUCAAGAUUGCCCUGAAGAUUGGCAUCUUGUACCGCAACCACCAGUUCAGUCCCGACGAGCUGGACACCGUGGAGCGCUUCAAGAAGAAGAUGAACCAGGCGGCCAUGACGGCGGUGUCGUUUUACGAGGUGGAAUAUACCUUCGACAGGAAUAUCCUGGCGGAGCUCCUGCUGGAGUGCAGGGACCUGCUUCACACCCUGGUGGAGGGGCACCUGACCGCGCGCUCACAUGCACGCAUUGAUCAUGUUUUCAACCAUUUUGCCAACGGGGAUUUCCUGGCGGAGCUGUACGGGGACGGAGAGGAGUACAGACUCUCUCUAAGGAAGAUCUGCAAUGGCAUCAACAAACUGCUAGAUGAAGGAACGCUUUAACCUCUCACACCUCUACUGCUCCUUCUCUACUCGCUCCUUUCCCUGCCAGUGUCUCCUGCCUCCCAUUUCCUUUUCACCUGCCACUCCUGACAGCAAACACCCUGCCUCUUCCUUAUGUCUCUUGUCUUCCUGUUUCUUCCCCAUCCAUUUCCAUGGAGGUUGUUGUAACAUCCUGCUGCUGUGGGUCAGUGAGGGAUUUCUUUUUUUCCCCCAUUUAGACUGUCUCUUCACUCAGUGGAUCAUUUCUGCAAACCGGGACACCAUGUUUCACAAUAUACACAUUAUACAUUCCUUUUGUGUGCUAAAGUUGUACUGUACCAACAGCCAAAAAAAAAAAAAAUACUGUAGUAGAGUGUUUGGAUAUGGAAGAUAAUCAGUGGUAGUAAUCAGUCUCUGUGUAUUUUGAGUGUGUUCAAAAGUAUGCGAUUUGCUUGAGUAGCGUUGCGUACUGUGUCAUGGUAUGUUUGUUAUGAGUCCGUGUCAAUCUUCUCAAAAAGGGUGAUAACACUUGUCUUUUAUUAAAGAUUUCUUUAAAUCAGUA